Molecule: messenger RNA, 1092 nt
Organism: Sphenostylis stenocarpa
Lineage: Eukaryota; Viridiplantae; Streptophyta; Magnoliopsida; Fabales; Fabaceae
Source: the annotation of a GenBank genome assembly
AUGGUCAUGGAGGGAAGAGUCUGCGAGGAUUUAACCUCCAGGUAUUAUGCCCUUUGUGCCAUUGGAGGAAUGCUCAGUGCUGGCACCACCCACGUCGCCACCACUCCUCUUGAUGUAUUGAAAGUCAACAUGCAGGUGCACCCAGUUAAGUAUUACAGUAUUUCUUCUUGCUUUACUACCUUAUUGAGGGAACAAGGGCCUUCUGUCCUCUGGAAAGGUUGGACCGGCAAGUUCUUUGGCUAUGGUGCUCAAGGAGGGUGCAGAUUUGGUCUCUAUGAGUAUUUUAAAGGGGUUUAUUCAAAUGUAUUGGUAGACCAGAACAAAAGUUUUGUUUUCUUUCUCAGUAGUGCGUCUGCUGAAGUGUUUGCCAAUGUAGCUCUAUGUCCUUUUGAAGCUGUUAAAGUGAGGGUUCAAGCACAACCCUGUUUUGCCAAGGGCUUGUUUGAUGGCUUUCCAAAGUUAUAUGCGUCAGAAGGCACACGAGGAUUCUACCGUGGACUAAUUCCACUUUUGGGUCGAAACAUUCCAUUUUCCAUGGUUAUGUUCUCAACAUUCGAGCACUCUGUUGAUUUUUUGUAUCGAAAUGUGGUCAAAAGGAAAAAGGAGGAUUGUUCAAUAGGUCAACAACUUGGUGUGACAUGUUUAGCUGGAUAUGCAGCUGGCUCUGUUGGUAGCUUCAUUUCUAAUCCUGCUGACAAUAUUGUAUCUUCUCUUUAUAACAGAAAAGCCGAUAGUCUUGCACUGGCUAUCAGAAAUAUUGGACUAGCCAAUCUAUUUACCAGGAGUCUUCCCAUUAGAAUGUUGCUGGUUGGUCCUUCUAUAACUUUGCAGUGGUUUUUCUAUGACACCAUCAAAGUUUUAGGCGGAAUGCCAACUAGUGGUGAAGUCACAACUGAUAUGAAAGGAGAUGCUGAAACGAGUAUGAAAGGAAUCAUUCACGGGAUUCGCGGUAAAGUUGUUUCUGUUUACGUUGUUUCUAAGCAUACUGUAGAAAGUGAUUCAGUUAUGGAGAAUAAAAAAGUGAUCAACAGUUAUACAUUUGCACAUACUCUUCUGGCAACCAACUGGGCAAAUAUAUCUUCAGGAGAGUAG